AUGAAGCAAAUGUAUCGCCAAAUACUUCUUGACGAACGGGAUUCUCCUCUACAUAGGACCGUCUAUAGAAGUUCCCCCGACAGCACUCUAGACACCUACGAGCUAAAAACGGUAACAUACGGCACCGCUAGUGCCCCCUUUCUGGCAACAAGAGUCCUGCAACAACUUGCCGAGGACGAACAGCAUCAUUUCCCAGAGGCAGCAACUGUCCUACGCAAGGACGUUUAUGUCGACGAUCUUAUUUCAGGCAGCAGCAACAUAACCGACGCCAUCAACCUUCGAAAACAACUGCAAACAUUGCUGGCAAGAGGUGGCUUCGAAUUACGCAAGUGGGCCUCGAAUGAAUCCGCAGUCUUGGAAGAUGUCUCUGCUGAAAACAAGGCUCUGCAGCAGCCAGUGGAUCUAGAUCACGACCAACUCAUUAAAACGCUUGGCCUUCAUUGGGAUCCAACCGCCGAUGUGUUGAGGUACAAGGUGAAGAUGCCCCAGCUAGACGCGACCUCAACGUUAACUAAACGCCUCGCUCUCUCUUACAUUGCCCAGCUUUUCGACCCGCUCGGCUUGGUGGGUCCUGUCGUCACUACCGCCAAACUAUUUAUGCAGUCAUUAUGGACCUUGAAGAACAGCAACGGAAACAUAUGGGGCUGGGACGAAGAGCUUCCUGCAGUGGCGCGGGAUCGAUGGCAAUCCUACCACGAACAGCUACCUCUUCUAAACCAGCUAAAAAUUAAACGAUUCGUGAUGUGUCCCAACGCUUCGAAGCUGCAAUUGCACUUCUUUUCGGAUGCAUCGGAGAAUGCAUAUGGUGCAUGUGCAUAUCUGCGAUCGGAAAACGUGUCAGGCCAGGUCAAGGUUGCAUUGCUGACCUCCAAGUCCAAGGUCACACCACUCAAGCAGCAGAGUAUUCCACGACUGGAAUUAUGUGGUGCCCUUCUAUCGACCGAACUGUAUGCAAAGAUAACUUCUUCACUCUCCCUGCAAGCUGAAACGUACUUUUGGGUCGACUCGACAACAAUUUUAAGCUGGCUGAAGUCUCCGCCGUCUACUUGGACCACCUUUGUGGCUAACAGGGUGUCCAAAAUACAGCUUUCCACAUCCAGCAGCAUCUGGAGGCACGUAGCUGGUGAACAAAAUCCAGCAGAUUGCCUUUCUCGAGGAACAUCAACAGAGUUUCUUCUCACCAGCAAGCUUUGGUGGCAAGGGCCACAAUGGCUACAAGGAGACCUAACGGACUGGCCAAUCUCUCCUCAAGGCAGUUCAACAAUGCAUAGCCCAGGCGAGGUUCGAAAAACACCAGCAACUAUCUUUUCCGCCACAGUAGAAGAUUCCUUCAUCGACUCGUACGUCAACAGGUUCUCCAACUACCAACGCAUGAUCAGAGUGACAUCCUACUGCAAGCGUUUUCUGCAAAACUGUCGGCUUCAGAAUUUACUUAGACCAGCAUCACACGUCAUCACCAUGGAAGAAAAAGCAGGAGCUGAAAAUACGCUGAUCAGAUUAGUGCAACAGCAAACCUACCCUAACGAAUGGAAAUCCCUUCAGCAACAACAGGCCGUCUCCGGAAAGUGUCGCCUGAAAUGCAAACCUACGACAGUAAACACCAAAUCAUCCUUCCAUCUGCGCAUCCGUUGGCUGGUUCGUAGCUUCCACGAGAAUAAUUUGCACGCCGCUCCUCAGUUACUACUAACCCUACUUCGCCUCCGUUAUUGGAUUACUGGGGCCAGAAAUCUGGCCCGAAACAUCUUCCACCAGUGUACCAUUUGCUUCCGAGCUCGUCCGAAACGACUACAACAGUUUAUGUCGGAACUACCAGCAGCACGAAUAACCGCAGCGAGACCAUUUUCAACGACCGGAAUCGACUACUGGGGACCGAUUACCAUCCAACCAGCACACCGGCGAGCAUCUCCACGGAAAGCGUAUGUCGUGGUGUUUGUGUGCUUUUGCACAAAGGCUGUCCAUCUCGAGUUAGUUGCCGACCUAACUACCGCCAAAUUCCUGCAAGCUUUGCGUCGCUUCGUCUCACGUCGGGGAUUAUGCUCGGUCAUUUACAGUGACAACGGCCGUAAUUUUGUUGGAGCCGCCAACGAGUUGCGUCAGCUAGUACGAAGCAAGGAACAUCAGGAUCAAAUCGCCCAGGAGUGCGCCAAUAACAAUAUCCGCGGGCAGUUCAAUCCUCCUAAAGCAUCUCAUUUCGGUGGCCUCUGGGAGGCCGCAAUCCAAUCAGCACAGAGACACUUUAUCCGAGCACUUGGAACGCAGACGCUCGCUUACGACGACAUGGAGACGUUAUUAUCGCAGAUAGAAUGCUGUCUUAAUUCCAGGCCACUCGUACCUAUCAGUGAUGAUCCGUCUGAUCUGGAACCCCUAACACCCGGCCACUUCCUGGUUGGGAGCGCCCUGAAAGCUGUGCCUGAUGUCGAUGUCUCCGCCGUUCCCUUCAACCGUCUGAGGAAAUGGCAGCAAACACAGAAACUCUACGAGCAAAUAUGGGACCGCUGGCAUCGGGAAUAUCUCGUCACACUACAGCCACGAACGAAAUGGUGUAAUCCGCCUGUGCAGCUCAACAAGGACCAGCUCUUUAUCCUUAUGGACGAAAACCUUCCUCCGAUGCACUGGCCGACAGCCAGAAUCGACGAACUUCAUGCCGGACCAGACGGAGUUGUUCGAGUAGUCACCGUUCGAACUGCAACCGGCAAGUAUACGCGACCAGUGACGAAAAUUUGCCUGCUACCAAUCGCAUCUACUGCUGCACCAGAGGAAUCUUCCAAGUUGAACUCGAACUCCAACACCAAAACUGCAACCAGCCAUUCAGUCUCCAACGAAUGA
Ochlerotatus camptorhynchus is the source of this 2826-nucleotide messenger RNA. RefSeq lists its product as uncharacterized. Gene Ontology annotation, biological process: DNA integration. Lineage: Eukaryota; Metazoa; Arthropoda; Insecta; Diptera; Culicidae. The transcript has 2 exons. Bases 1 to 2826 code for a protein of 941 amino acids. The record is from RefSeq and is a predicted model, not a curated record. Gene Ontology annotation, molecular function: nucleic acid binding.